Messenger RNA from Ustilaginoidea virens, 5553 nucleotides. RefSeq lists its product as uncharacterized. Lineage: Eukaryota; Fungi; Ascomycota; Sordariomycetes; Hypocreales; Clavicipitaceae. The transcript is spliced from 5 exons. The coding region runs from base 1 to 5553 and encodes 1850 amino acids. The record is from RefSeq and is a predicted model, not a curated record.
AUGGCUGCGGCCGAUGUCCUACCGUGUGCAGAAAGCUGGGGACGAAGCCGACAACCUUCUUUUCCCACGCUGCCCUCAGCGACUGCUUGGGAUGAGCCCUCAUGGCAAACACAGCUGAGCUGCAUAUCCGCCGCUUGGGUUCUUAUAAACACCCCCGCAGCGCCUUCACGGCGGUCCAUUGACCACCGCCCAUUCUGGAUUCCCCCACAUUAUCGCUAUGUGGGAUCUGGCAAGCAUCCUAACAAGACGGUAUCCGACGAUCGGCCUCAUGACCUCUUGGAACCCCAUGAGACAUGUCGUCUUGCCCACCGAGCGUCUCCUUCCUCCCACCAUACUCAUUCACCUGUCCAACACGAUGACGCGAAGAAGCCAUCACGCUCCAGAGACGACUUCUUUCCGGAUCCCAUUCUGCACGUCAAGGUGGACUUCAACUCUCAACAAGGCAUAAUCGAGGCCGCCAAAAAAAAGAAGCAAAACAAAAAUGCCGCCCCUGCCAAACCGAACCAGAACAACGAUGGCAACGACAAGAAGAACAAUGAAGAUGAAAGCAAAAACAAGGAUGAAAAUCACGGAGGAGACGAUGCCGGCAGUGGCGGCGGUGUUGGCGAUGGCAAUGGUGACGGUGACGGUGACAAGGAUAAGGAUAAAGAUGAGGAUAAGGAUAAGGGAAAGGAAAAGGAAAAGGAUCAGGAUCAGGAUCAGGAUCAGGAUCAAGACAAGGGUCAGGAUAAGGAGAACAGUGGUGGAGAUGCCAAGGAAGAUCAACCUUGGGACGACUUCAUGCCGACAAAAUCCAAAAAGAAGAAAGGAAAGAAAGGCGCCACUGCAGAGCCAGAGCCAGAGGCAAAAACAGCUCCAGCCCCAACCAUACCUGCUACGGAUUCCGGCGGAGAUGGUUUUCAGGAAAUCAAACUUGGUGACGAUAAUGGAGGCAAGGUAGGUAUGGGUUUAGGCCCCAGCGCGGCCAAAAACAAUUUCGGAUCAUGGGGCGCGACGUGGAACACCGGAGGUACCACCUGGGACUGGGCCGGAACUGGCGGCAAUCAAGCCAAUGCUAAUGGCAACGCUAACGACGAGUCUAAAAAGGAAGAGCUGGACUCUAACCCAUGGAAUUCAAAAGACGACAAGGCCAAGAAAAAGACCAAAACGUCCUUCUCCUUCGGCGCCACAGACGAGGCUGAAGAUAAGUCUGCAGAUCAAAACCCCGGCGAAACCCAAGAUGAUGCUUGGGGUUUUGCCGCUGUUGGCAAGAAAGGUGAAAAGAAGAAAGCCACAAGUGUCUGGGCUACCCCCACCAUUCAAGACACAAAAGCCUCGACCGACAGUAUUUCUGCCGCCGCCGAUUCCUGGGGUUGGGCUUCUACAGACAAGAGAAAGGGCAAAAAGGGCAAAAAGGGCGAACAGGAGCAGGAAAUGGAACCGGAACUGGAACCGGAACCGGAACCGGAACCGGUCCCGCCGCCGCCGGCGCCGUCACCCCCAGCGGAAGAGGACUGGAUGGCGCCAGUAACUAAAAAGGAUAAGAAGAAGAAGAAGGCCGGCAACGCCGCUGCAGUUGCGGAGGAUGCCAAACCGGCACCUGCGGAAGCCGACCCUCCCAAAAAAGAAGAGUCUGAAGAUAUUUGGGGCAACUGGAGCAUCGGCAAAAAAGACAAGAAGAAAGAUGUUGAAGAACAGAAGAGCGAAUCAGCACCGACUGCCGAACCGGAGUCUCAGCCCGAACCGGAACCCGAAACCGAAUCACAGGCUGCAAAAGAUCCUGAACCGGAGAAGAACCAGGAUAUCUGGGGUUUCGCCACCAAGACUAGCAAGAAGGACAAGAAGAAGAAAAAGGGGAAAGGCGCAGAGCCGGAUCCCGCCCCUGAGCCUCAGCCUGAACUCAAGCCCGAGCCCGAGCCCGAGCCCGAGCCUGAACCCGAACCUGAACCUGAACCUGAACCGAAGACGGCAGAACCUGAAUCAAAGAAAAAGGGUGACGAUCCCUGGGCCCCUGCUACCACUUCAAAAAAGGACAAGAAGAAGAAGAAGAAAGGCGCUAGCGAGGAGUCGACAAAAGAGACAGCAAUCGACAAACCCGCUGAAGAUGCCUGGGGUAGCUGGGACGGGGACUCCAAGAAAGACGAUAAAAAGGCUGCCUCGUUUGCUGACACCAGUGAUGACAAACAGGACGACAAGACUGACGAAGCCGCAGAUGAUAAACUCGACUGGCUCUCUAUCGGAAACAAGGAUAAGAAGAAGAAGUCCUUUACUUUUGACGACCCUUCUCCAGCAGAUGGGCCCAAGAAUGAGUCCGCCAAAGACGAUGGAUGGGAUUUGUGGGGACCGAGUUCCAAGAAGGACAAGAAGAAGAAAGGGGCUUCAGACCUUAUCGACCUGAAUGAUCAGAAUGAGAAGGAAUCCCUAGCAGACUCGGCCAAGGAAACGGUAGAUGCUACAGCCGAUGACGACUUCUUCAGCACGUUCGGGACUGGCAAGAAAAACAAGAAGACAAAGGAGUCAGACCCCUCCUCCGCGAAACCAGAAAGUCCUGGGGAACCAGUAGACGAUUCCGGGGACGUGAUUACCGAAAAGGACCAGGCAAAAGAUGAUCCUGCCGAAGUCAAAGAAGACGCAACUGGAGAGCCCGAAGCCGAUCCCUGGGAGAAACCUGCAAAGUCCAAGUCCAAGUCUAAAUCCAAGGACAAGGAGGCGGAAAAGGACAAAGCGAAGAAAGAAAAGGAGCCCAAGCUGAGCGAGAGAGAACUGAAGAAACUCGAAAAAGAAAAGAAAAAGGCAGAAAAGGAACGACUCGAGCAGGAGGCCAAGGAGGCCGCCGAGAGAGAGGCCGAGGAACAGGCCUCACGAGAAGCAGAAGAGAAGGCUCGACUUGAAGAAGAAGAGAGGAUUCGCGCCGAAGAAGAAGCUGCACGGGAAGCGGAAGAACAGGCUCGAAUCGAACAGGAAGAGAAGAUCCGCGCCGAAGAAGAAGCCGCCCGGGAAGCGGAAGAACAGGCUCGAAUCAAAAAGGAAGAGAAGAUCCGCGCCGAAGAAGAAGCCGCCAUCCUGAAAGAAGAGCGAGAACUUGCUGCCCUUGAAGAGAAGAAACUUCUCAGGGGAAAACUCACAAAGAAGGACACGGACAAGUAUAACCGUUUGAAAGAGAAUUCCGAAAAACGAGCAAAGGAGGCAGAAGCUCAUGAAGCCGGCGACCAAGCCGCACGCGAAGCAGAGGAAGCCACUCGAAAGGCUGAGGAACAGGCUGCGCUCGAGGCAGAGGAAGCCGCACGAAAGGCUGAGGAACAAGCUGCGCUCGAAGCGGAGGAAGCCGCGCGAGAGGCUGAGGAACAGGCUGCGCUCGAAGCGGAGGAAGCCGCGCGAGAGGCUGAGGAACAGGCUGCGCUCGAGGCAGAGGAAGCCGCGCGAAAGGCCGAGGAACAGGCUGCUCGUGAAGCAGAGGAAGCUGCGCGAGAGGCUCUGAAACGGGCCGCGCAAGAAGCUGAAGAAGCAGAAGCUGCCAAGAAGAGUUCGAAAAAGAGCUCUAAAAAGGAAAAAGAAAGAGAAAAAGACAAGGACAAAAAGAAGGGAAAGAAGACGUCAAAGGAACCCGAGCCUGCACCCGAACCUGAACCCGAACCCGAGUCGAUACCUGAGCCCGCACCCGAGCCGGUACCCGAGCCAGAACCUGAGCCGGAACCUGAGCUGAAGCCGGAAGAGAUUGAAGAGCUUUUGUCUCCAAAGGACACAUCAACGAACGAUGCCUUCAGCUUCUGGGGUAUUGGUGGCGGGUCCAAGAAAUCCAAGAAAGCUGCGCAAGACGCCACUAAAGACAAGGAGGCCACUUCUUUGCCCAAGACAAGUGAGGGCGCUUCAAUCAUGAAGGGGUCGUUGUCGCGCAAAGCUGUUGGAGGCAAGAUUGCGGAUAGGCUGAAAACCUUUGAGGCCGAGCCGGAGGAGCCCCUUGCGGACUUGGUUCCUCCGCCUCCUCCACCAGCUCCGCCAACACCACCAAGAGAUGAAAAGAGCUCCAAACCUAGCUCCAAAAAACUGCUCAAGGAAACUGUUGAAGAGACGGAACGUUAUAUUUCCUCGAAGAAAAGCCACAAGGCUGCCGAGAUUCCUGGAAGCUUUCCAGCCGACGAAGACGAAGACGACAUUGUCGAAGUCAUUGACCUGUCACCGAAAGACAAGUCGAAGAAGAGCAAGAAGGGCAAGGCAAAACAAGAGUUUUUGCCCGCCCCGCCUCCCCCGCCUCCUGUUCCCGAUGCCCCGAUUCUCAAUGGCCCAAUGACGCCGCCUCCUCAGUCCAAGGCGUCGAAGAAAGUUCGACCCAAGAUUAACGGAGACGACGCAUCAUGGUCCAAAGUAGACGCAGCUUCCGCAGCUCAGAAGGAAGGAAGGAAAGAGGUUCGAAAAGCGUCGUCCUCGAAGACCAAGUCGGACAAGCCGUCAAAGCGACCUUCGGACAAGACUUCCUCCAAAGACUCUGGCUCGGAUAAAGCAGAGCGUGCGGAAAAAUCAAGCAAGAUGGCGAGCAAGGCUCGAACCUCGAGCAUGUUUGCUAGCACACCGCCCAUCUCCAGGUCCAUGUCCAUGCGGGACAGGGAGAAGAGGGCCGGGACGAGCGGCAGAUCAUCCUCACGCAGACGAUCCGUUGACGCGCACGGUGUAGCUCCCCCAGCUACGGAAGAACUGCCAGAAAUGCCAUCAAAGGCCGCCAAAAUAUUGGGCGUCGACAAGGCAAGCGCCAAGAAAAAAUCGCGCAAGGCUGCAGAACACGACGACGUGCAGAUGAGUGGUGGACUAGAUAUAGACAGCAGAGCUGCAAAGCGCGAGAAGAAGCGUUCUAGAAAACCCGUGGACGACGACGACGGGGCCAUGUUUGAUGGCGGCGCUCCAUCCGACACGCCGCUAAAGCGUGGUGCCUCGACAUCCAAAAAGUCGGGGUUUUCCGGCCUCUUCAGCGGAUUGAUGACACCAAAAUCAGCGAGGGCAGACCCAUUCGCAGAUGUGGAGGCGCCUGUGGACGAGACGGAUCGAGAGGCUCGACCAUCGGCACGGAAAUCUUCACGACGUAGCGACCGAGAGCAGCACGACAAGGUCAACAGCGAGUCGCGGCGGGGAAAGCGCCGUCAACACGAGGAGGAAUCUCAGGCGCGGAAGGUAGAGGAGAAGGAAGCUAGAAGAGCCGAGCGUCGCGCGGCUCGUCAGCGCGAAGCAGAGGAGCAACGCGCUGCCCAAGAACGAGAAGCGAGGAGAGCCGAACGACGCCGGCUGCGCAAGGAACAGGAGGCCGCUGCUCAAGCCGACGAGGCACGCAAGGCGGCUAAACAGGAGCGCCGGCACCCGCAACGAAUCGACGCGGCCGAAGAGGACGCGGAACGGCGACGGCGACGGGAAGAGCGCCGCGCAGCCCGCCACGCAGCAGAGGCUGCAAAUGGGCAUGGGCGGAGGAGCAGUCGAAGGCCGUCGGGAGAUGAGCCGGUGUACCCGCACAAGGACGGGGGGGAGGGGCGACGAGCACUCGGACGCACCACCACCGCCACCACCGGCGGCGGCAGCGGCGGCGGCACCUGA